AUGGAGGAGCUUGGAAUGCGGAAGACUGUGACUUUGAUUAGCUUCAUUGCUUUCAUCUGCACUUGUAAAGUGAAACCGUCUGACCUCAUGAAAUCAGAAUCUCAGCUGGAGCCGAGCGACACAGCUGUCGUAAUGAGUCAAGUCAGCAUGCAACGACUGUUGCUUGCCAUGUUCUUUACAUCUGCUACGGUUGUCGCACAGCACUCCAAGCCGAUUCCCGACAACUCUCAUCUCACACCUAACAAGUUCAAGCAGCGAGACAUUCAAGGCAUCGAGAACUUCAUCUUCGGAAUGGACGCGUCCAACUUCGCCCCGAACUCGUCGUGCCCGCAGACGAUCAUCCAGCAGUGGGCGAUGGAGAUCGAGUCUAGCUCCUACGUCACUCCCACCAUCUUCGACGUUGCCAGUGACGGAGUGAAGGACAUUGUCAUUCCCACCUUCGUCCGUCACAUUGAAGUCAUCAACGGCCCGCACGGCCAUCGGUCCCCAGGCUUCCCCUUCACCUUCCCCAACAGCGCCUUCUACGCCUCUGCGCUGAUCUACGACAUCAACAAGGACGGGGAGCCGGACAUUGGGGUAACGACCUUCAACGGCGAGCUCAUCUGGCUGACUGAGAACGGCAUCCCCAUCUUCGGCUGGAGCAUCAAGAUACCUCACCUCAGGAUCAAGAAGAAGUGGUAUGAGGGGCUCAAACCUGACCCGCAGGACAUGGAGCACAACGGCUUAACGCAGUUCGAGAGGGAAGCUAUGAACCAGCACGUAGGGGACCCCUUCGCCCCCGGCAAGCUCCCUCGACACUAUCAGGACAUGUUCGACACCCGGGACGCGGGAUGGGGUGACUAUGGCCCACACUUCCUCGCGAAUGAGUUUGUGAAGAAGGCGGACAAGAACGGAGAUGGAGUGCUGAGCAAGGCUGAGUUCGUGAAGCACGCGAUGUCUGAGCACCCCAACUUCCAGCGAUCGGACGCAGAAACCUUGUACGACAUUGCAGACAAGGACCAGGAUGACCAACUAGCAGUGAAAGAAUUGACCAUGUACAUGGACGAGUUUGACCGCAACGAGGCUGAAGACAUCUUCUAUCAGACCGACAAGGAUUUUAACGGCACUGUUACGCGCGAGGAGUUCUCUGAGCACGUGAAGAAGAACAAGCCUGAUGUUGAAGAGGCAGAGCUGAACGAGAGGUACGAGGCCAUCGAUGAGAACAAGGACGGGAACCUUGACAUGACGGAGAUCAAGAGCCAAUGGAGUCAUUUCGACAAGGAGCUCGCGCAUGUCAAGAAGCUCAAGAGCAAGAAGACCAAGGAGAUGAACAGAGCGAGCAUUCUUGACAAGGCCAAAGGCGCGUUGAUGAAGGCCAAGGGGCUUGACAACUCUACUUCUUUGCUUGACAACGGCAAGCUGAGUGAAAUCCUGGGAAAGAUCAAGAAGUCAGGAGUGCGGACGUUGGGAGACCUGAAGCGACUGGACGAGCAUCGUUUCAAUGAGCUUCCGCUGACCGCAGCAGAGAAGACUGAGCUCCGAGACUUCAUGAGCAAGAGGAAGAUAAAGUUGCUGAGCACCUCCCGACGUCUCCUGCAAGAGGAGGAGGCGCACAGCGACGAGGAUCCGUCGGACGACACCAUGCUGUCCAUGGACGACAUCGAGGUCCCCGAGCACGCGGAGGACAUGAUCGACGGCACAGAGCUGCCUCCUCAGGAGGAGAUACCCGGGGAGAUUGAGAGCGAGCCGGCUGAGGUCAUGCCCAAGGAUGGGGAGGAGCUGGUGGACGGAGAGCACUACCCGGAUUAUCCCGACUACCACGACCACGGCUAUGGGCGCGAGCACAUGGGGGAGGACUACGACUAUUAUGAGAACUACUACAACUACCGGAACAUGGGCAAUGACCACUCCAAGGAGACCGAAGAGGAGAUGACCAGCCGCAUCGCACGGGAGAAGCGCGACAAGCGAGUGCAGGCAUGGCGAGAUGAACCCCUCAGCGCCCCAAAGGACUCGCAGUGGAACUACAUCAAGGGCUUCUUCUCUCCCGAUGAGCAGGAGAACAACCAGGCUGUUUCAACUUGGGGAGGAAGGGACAUGAAGCAGAUGAUCUUGGGCCACGAUGAAAUCUUCACAAGGACCUUGGCAGUCGAUCGGCACAUCUUCAAUGGCGCUCUGCGAUCCAACAGGUCUGCAGCCAUCCCCGGCGACCGUCCCAAGGAGGAAGGCUACGUCUUUGUUGACGCGCACGUGCUGUGCACGCCCAUCAUCGCCGACCUUGACAGGGACGGGCACGACGAGAUCAUCUUCGCCGUCUCCUACUACUUUGACAAGGAGCAGUACAGUGAUCCCUCGGCCUACGAGGACCUGGACGUGGACGUCAACACCAAGAAGUACGUGGCUGGCGGGGUGGUGGUCUACGAUGCUUUGACCAGGAAGUUGAAAUGGAACAUUCACCUUGACCUGACCACCGACGAGACUGCCUACCGCGCCUACAUCUACUCCUCCCCCACUGUCGCUGACCUCGACGCGGACGGCAAGCUGGAGAUCAUUCUGGGAACGAGCCUGGGCUUCGUGUACGUGAUCGAGCAUGACGGAAGGGUGAAGGACAACUUCCCGGUGACCAUGGCGGAGAUUCAAGGGCAAGUGGCGGUGGCGGACGUCAACGACGACGGUCAGCUUGAGAUUAUCGCAACGGACACGCGACACAACGUAGCCGUGUUCAACUCCAAGGGGAAGGAGGUCUGGGAGACUCACAUCUCCGGCUUCUCCACGCAGGGCCCGGUGGUCGGGGACGUGAACGGCGACGGGCUGGUGGAUAUCGUCCUCGCCACCACAAGCGGUCACAUCUGGGCCCUCCAGGGCAGCAGUGGUAGGACGCUGGAGAACUUCCCGGUGAAGACCGGAGGGCCGAUCAUGUCGCUUCCCCUCCUGCUGCAGAUGAAGGGAGGGAAGGGGCGGGCGGGGCUGCCGGUCCGCCACAUCAUUGUGCCCUCGCAUGACGGCUUCUUGUACAUCGUCAAUGGAGCGACUGGCUGCUCGUUUAAGGUGGACGUGGGUGAAAACUCCUACUCCAUGGUGCUGGCCGAUGACAUCACUGGCAACGGGAAGAUGGACCUCCUGGUCACGACCAUGAACGGCAACGUGAUCUGCCUCGGGACAGACGUGGACUAUCAUCCGAUGAAGGCCUGGACCUCCAAGGAGCAGGGGAACAACAACGUGGAGCUGCGGGACGGACGGCAAGGGAUCUUCAUCCUCGACAGAUUCCGCCACUUCCACGACCACAACGGGCCGAGCAUGACCUUUGGGUUCGAGAUCGUGGACAAGCGACCGGUGAAGGGGCUGGGAGCGAGUGGAGGAGAGUAUCACGUGCGGAUAUCGCUGGGAGGGAGCACGAAGCUGUUCGAGAAAACGUACACGCAUCCUGGCAGGUACCUGGAGGAGAUCCCCUGCCCCGAUCGCCGGCAGUUCACCUCGGUGUUCGUGGAGAUGACCAACGAGUACGGGCAGCACUUCGAGGAUCGCGUGUCCAUGAGCUUCAACAUGCACUUCUACCGCGCUCUCAAGUGGCUCCUCAUGGUUCCCUUCACGCUCAUGAGCCUGGGGAUCGUCUUCAUCAAGGAGGUCAACACCGUCCUGCCCGUGUAGCUGCCUUGCUCACCAGCACCUCUGCACAAGCACGCUACCUCCCUUCCCCCUCUCCCUCUCUUGUAUUUUGUGCUCUUGUGAUCGAUGUACUUAGCUCGGUAAACCGCGAAAACCUC
Molecule: messenger RNA, 3740 nt
Organism: Guillardia theta CCMP2712
Lineage: Eukaryota; Cryptophyceae; Pyrenomonadales; Geminigeraceae
Exons: 5
Coding region: 1-3624 (1207 amino acids)
Molecular function (GO): protein binding; calcium ion binding
Source: RefSeq, a predicted model, not a curated record